This is a messenger RNA of Fragaria vesca subsp. vesca, 1707 nucleotides long. RefSeq names its product pentatricopeptide repeat-containing protein At3g29230-like. The transcript has a single exon. Gene Ontology annotation, biological process: RNA modification. The coding region runs from base 1 to 1707 and encodes 568 amino acids. Gene Ontology annotation, molecular function: protein binding; RNA binding. The record is from RefSeq and is a predicted model, not a curated record. Lineage: Eukaryota; Viridiplantae; Streptophyta; Magnoliopsida; Rosales; Rosaceae.
AUGAUCAGAUCAGCAACGGUCACCAGAAACCACCCAAACAACAAAGCCGACGUCGCCGCCGCGCUUCUAAAACCCUGCUCCUCCCUCCACCACCUGAAACAAAUCCACGCCCACAUCCUCCGCUCCAAUCUCCACCCCAACGCCUCCUUAUCCUCCACUCUCAUCUCCCUCUACGCCUCCCUCUCCUCCUCACCUAACCACACCCACCGCGUCUUCACCUCUUUCCCCAACCCAAACCUCUCUCUCUUCAACCACGCCAUCAGAGCCUUCUCCAAGACCCCAUCACUCUCUUCCCACGCCACGGCGCUGUACCGCCAAAUGGUUCGGGUCGGGAUCCGGCCCGAUAACUAUACCUAUCCUUUCGUUCUGAAUUCCUGCGCCGCGAGGGGUGAUGUCUGUGGUGGGGUGGAGGUGCAUGGGAGGGUUGUUAAGACCGGGUUUGGGGUUUGCGUGCCGGUUUCGAAUGCGUUGAUUGACAUGUAUGGGAAAUGCGGGGGGUUGGGGGAUGCACGGAAAGUGUUUGAUGAGAUGACUGAAAGAGACGUGGUUUCGUACAACGCGGUUUUGGGGGCGCACGCGAGAGGCGGGGCGGGGAUGGAGAUUGCGGCGGGUUUGUUUGAGGGGAUGCAGGGGAGGAAUGCUAUUUCUUGGAAUGCGAUGAUUGUGGGGUAUGUGAAUAGUGGGGAUGUGGACUCGGCGAGGGAUGUGUUUGAUAGGAUGCCGGAGAGGGAUGGUGUAUCGUGGACUACAAUGCUGGUGGGGUAUACUAAGAAUGGGUUUAUGGAUAGGGCUAGGGGACUGUUUGAUGAAAUGCGUGAGAGGAGUUUGAUUUGUUGGACGGCAAUGAUAUCAGGGUACUCGCAAAGUGGGAGGGCGAGUGAAGCGCUUUCUGUUUUCCGGAGGAUGGAGAAAUCAGGGGUAAAGCCGGAUGAGUUUACUAUGACGGCAGUGAUUUCUGCAUUGGCGCAGUUGGGGCGUUCUGAUCUGGCUGAUUGGAUUGGAUUGUAUGUGGAGAGAGAAGGCAUAGAGCAGAAUGAGCAAGUGCUCACUGCACUGGUUGACAUGCAUGCCAAGUGUGGGAAUGUGGAAGAGGCUUGUCGUGUUUUUGAGAAGAUACCUCGGAAGGAUGUCUUCUCUUACAGUGCAAUAAUCACAGGGCUUGCUUCUCAUGGUCAUGGGAUUAAAGCGCUUGAGAUCUUCCUGAGGAUGCUGGCAGAGAAUAUCAAACCCGAUCACAUCACGUUUGUUGGGGUAUUGACUGCCUGUGGACAUGCAGGCCUCGUGGAAGAUGGAAUGACGUAUUGGGAAAGCAUGGUUAAAGAUUACGAUAUUCAGCCUCGUGCAGAUCACUAUGCUUGCGUGGUUGAUAUGCUGGGACGUGCCGGGAAGCUUAAUGAGGCACAUAGUUUAGUCCAGGGAAUGCCUAUGGGUCCACAGCCUGGAGCAUUGGGAGCUUUGCUUGCAGCAUGUAGAACAUACGGAAAUGUAGAGAUUGCUGAAAGUGUUGCUGAGAAGCUCUUCAGGUUAGAGCCUGAGAAUACGGGAAAUUAUAUGCUACUUUCCAGUAUCUACGCAUCAAAAGAGCAAUGGGAUGAAGCUAGAAAAGUGCGGGAAGCAAUGAACAAGAAAAGUGGAAUUAAGCUUCCUGGCUUUAGCUGGGUUGAAAUUAGCAAAGGCCAUUCAACUCGAUUGAAGAACCAAAUUUAA